Messenger RNA from Cucurbita pepo subsp. pepo (vegetable marrow), 800 nucleotides. RefSeq lists its product as uncharacterized. NCBI's taxonomy places the organism in Eukaryota, Viridiplantae, Streptophyta, Magnoliopsida, Cucurbitales, Cucurbitaceae. The record is from RefSeq and is a predicted model, not a curated record.
GUCUCUUAAUUUCUCCGUCCCUAUAAAAUCCGGCACGGUCACUUUCAUCCAUCAUCGAUCCUCAUCAAGGUUUUACAUCGUCCACCGUAACGAAAAAUGGCGUUCAGGUAUUUGGCAACUCGAUUGGCAGCAAAUAGCUUCAGAACUGUGAAUAAAAGCCCUAAGUCAUAUGCUACGGCGACGGAGGCGAGGAUGAAAUCAUACGCGCCGGCGGCUGAUUUCUCACGAUUCGAUCAGAAUUACCAGCAGCAACAGAGCAAGCCGAAGGCGUCACGAGCCGGCGAUUUUGUCCCCGUUUAUGUGGCGAUCGGUCUGAUUGCGCUUUCUGUAGCCCUCGGAUUGCACACGGCGAAGCAGCAGUUGGCUCAUUCGCCGUCCGUUUCCGUUCGGAAGAAGCGCAGAGAGACGAUUCCGGAGGUGGCAGAGCCAGAGCACGUGGCGGAGGAGACUGAGAAGUUCUUCGCUAAAUCGUUCUUCAGAAAAGUGGCUCACGUUCAGGAACUCGAGAAAUUACGCAAUUAUCGCGUUCCUUACGAUCCUCAACUCGGCGAUGCUUAUGCUCAUCGCCACCGUACUGAGACGCUCAGGUCCGUCGGUGUCGAUCCGGCUUCGAACUGAAAUUAUAGUCGGCGGUGGUGAUUUUUAUUUCGACUCUUUGUAAUUAAGAAAUAAAUCGUCGAGAAGCCACUGUGUGAAUGUAAUCUCACUAAGAAUUUAGUUACCUUUGUAAAUUUGGUAUCAGGGAGUAUGAAUGUUUGUCCAUUUUUUCCCAACUACCUGGAAAAAAUAUUAUUGGCACC